This is a messenger RNA of Hydractinia symbiolongicarpus, 6269 nucleotides long. RefSeq lists its product as uncharacterized. The record is from RefSeq and is a predicted model, not a curated record. Gene Ontology annotation, molecular function: DNA helicase activity. The transcript has a single exon. Gene Ontology annotation, biological process: telomere maintenance; DNA repair. Lineage: Eukaryota; Metazoa; Cnidaria; Hydrozoa; Anthoathecata; Hydractiniidae. The coding region runs from base 623 to 6202 and encodes 1859 amino acids.
AUGCUUUAAAUAAACGGCCGGGGCAUUUAUUAAAUUUUUUGACAUUUUUUGGGGGCGUUUAUUCCAGGGGGGUGUUUAAAAGAGGGGAGCGUUUAUUAAAUUUUACACUUCGUCUCUUUUGCAGUUUUUAAGGAUGCCUAUAAUUGCCGCCCCUUAAGGGGGCGGCAGCAUUGUCGGCCCUGCGUGUGAGCGUGUGAAGGGCGAAUGGGAGAGACGAGCCGUAUAAACUUUCGAUUUCUGCCUUUUUGCUUCGUGUCUCGAUUGCUCAAUAUUUAUCACAUAACAUGUGACCAUUAGUGAAGAAGACAAUGAGUUGGCGAAAAAAUGCAAAAAAUGUUAAGCGACGGGCACUUUAUGUAGCGAAAUAUAUUUAAUUGGUCGAAUGGUUUUUGGCUCUUUCCUCCAAUUGGUUAAUUAAGCUACUUCGUAGCGUACUUACUCUCCUCGUGUUGGGCAGCGUGGUGAAAAUAAUCAGUUGCGUGGUUUGUAUAAGAGGUAAAGAAGUCUGUUUAUAUGGUGAGCUCAUAUUUUCAUUUAAUUUCUAAGUUGUUUGAAUUGUUAGCAAAGACAGCUCCGUUGUGGAGUAAAAAGACAACUCCGUUGUGGAGAACCAGAUUAUAAAAUGUUGAUUAAUAAGUUACAUUUUUUAAACUCUUGUCGCCAUACAGCUGGAAAAUUUUCAUGUGCUGUAGAUUGUUUUCUUGAAACUUGGAUACAUUGUGUUUCGAAUCUGUUUGUAGGAAAUAAUUUUACGAGCUAUUGUAUAGGAUCAUUACAAUACGUCACUAGGCAAUUUGAAGAUCAUCAAAAUAAGAACUCAGAGGCCUCAGUUCUAUGCUCUUUAAGAGAGGUUUUUUGGCAGUAUUUAAGAUUAAAAUGUCCUUCUUUUGUUCCAAUGAAUUGCAAUGCACAGUUUUCUGAAAUUUUUCAAAGUACUGUAUUUUGUGAUAUGUCAGUUAGUGAAAGAAAUAAGAUUUUUUCAAACUAUUUUUUCAGUGUGUCAUGUAGCACAUGUAACAAUAAUUUUCAAGUCUCAAAUGAAGUUUUAAUAAAUUAUGUAAGUUUAGAUGGUAUAUUAUCCUCCAAUUUGUUGCCAGAGCAAUGGCCUUUGUAUCUAGCACAGAGUAACUCUAUUUCUAAUGCACAGUGUGAAAAUUGUAAUAUUACACUUUCAGUCACAGCAUCAGUCAAGCAAAUCAGUGAUGUUUUGUUUGUAGAAUUUAGUGAGUCUAUGAUGAGUGUUUCUCAGUUUCCUCCAGAAAUUGUGUUAGAGCAGCAAUUCAGGUUAAAAGGAAUAGUUAGACAUUUAGGUAGUCAUUUUACCUGUGCAAUAAACAGUAACGACAACUGGAUACUGAUAGAUGAUUUGCAUGAUAGCUGUAAUUUAUUUAACUCGUUAGAUAGUUUGUAUUCAAGUAACUCCAGUGGUUGGUUUUUUGGAAUAUAUGUUAAACACACGCACCAAGACAAUGCCUUGAAUCAACAGAGUCAAAACUUUGAUAUUUUUACAGAUUUUCAGGUGUUUCAAGAUAAUAAAUUUAUUAAAAAAAAAAGAUCUUGCAGUGAUAAUGAAAAAGACACUAAAAAAGUUAGGGUUUGGAACACUCAAAAAUUUUUAAAUUUAAAAAAUGAUAAACUGUCGUUAAAUUCUACCUCUCAGUAUAACUUUCAAAAAAAAGACAUAAAAAUUCUUAAUAAAAAUUGUUUUAGAAAGGAAGUCAGAGAAAUAGGUAAACAAAACAAUUUGAAAAAUACUUCUUUUCGCAUUGUUGGAAAUAAAAAAAUUACAGAAAGUCAGAAAAAUCAGCCUAUUGUAAAACGUAAAAAAAAAUCAUUUAAAUCGAAAAAGAAAUUAAACGGUUUUCCAUUUCCAUUACAUGAAGAGGAAAAAGCUCUAGAUGAAAUGGAGAGAUUCGAGGAAUCAUUACGGUUUGAAAUAUAUCAAUGCAGUGUUUGUUUUGAAGCUUGGCCGAUCAAAAUACCACCGAAAACAGAUCAAUUUGUUUGUGGUCGUUGUAAAAGAGAUAAGGGCAUUCCUAAAAGAUUUAGUUCUGAAAAUAAAAUGAUACCUGCUUCAGUGCCAGUUGAAUUACAAGAUUUGACACAAGUUGAGGAAAUGAUUAUCUCGCGUGCAUUCCCUGUAAUGCAGGUUUAUCUGAAGCCUAGAUUUGGAACUACAAGUUAUAGAGGCCAUGUUGUGACUUUACCUCAUAAUGUUCAAAAAAUUGCAAAUAUUCUUCCACGUAGUUCUAAGGACUUGCCAAUUCUAGAAUUUACAUUUAAAGGCAAAAAUGAAAAAAAUUGUAAUUUUAAGGUAAGAAGAGAAAAAGUUUUGCAUGCUUUAGUGUGGCUAAAACAAAAUAACCCAUUUUAUGAAGAUAUUGAAAUAGAUUUUGAAAGAAUAGAAUGCCUUCCUCAAAAUGAUUACAUCGUUGUUGAAGAUGUUGUAGUGGCUUGCGAGAGUGACAAACUUCAGUGUAGUUAUGACGAAGGCCCUAUCUCUGAAUCUGGCUUAAAAGAGAAUGUAGAAUCAACCAGUUUCUUAAACUCAAAUACUAUUGAACCAUUAGAGAAAGAUAGACUAGAUCGAAUUUUAUUAGAUCAAUCCCUUGAUAUAGGAGCAAGCCCAAUGAAUGAGUUUUCUGUGCCAGGAUUAGCAACUAUGGCAUUCCCAACCUUGUUUCCAUAUGGAUUAGGUGAUCCUACAAAUAUUGCUCUCAAAAGACAAAUUAGCCCACAUGAAACUGAAUCAUUUUCAAUGAUAUUAAAACAUCUUGUUAAAUUUGGUGAAAAAAUAAAUGGAAAGUGGCGUUACAGGUUUGCAGCACACCCACGAUUUGGAUAUUGGGCUUAUAAUAUGCUGUAUAGAAAACGGUUGCUUUCUCAAGGAAAUUUUUACAUGAAACAAAAUAUUGGUGAUUCAUUACUAACUGUUGAAGAAUUACAAGAAAUGCUACACAGUGGUAAUUAUUCACAGUUAAUGAGCAAGUUAAUGUAUUAUGCAAAAAAUGUAACUGGCACCAACUCUUACUGGUACCAAGUUAAAGAGCAAUUAAAGGCUACAUUGCAUCAAACUGGCUCACCAACAAUUUUUUGGACUUUAUCAUGUGCUGAAUUUCAUUGGCCAGAAUUUCAUGCUUUGUUUUCUGACAAUGACAUGUGUUUAAUAACGCAAGACGAAAUCAGAGAUAAUGUUAUCAGCUAUCCACAUCUCUUGGAUUGGUUUUUCACACAAAGAGUAGAAUCUUUUGUUAAGCAUUGGCUAUAUGAUAUUCUUGGUGCAACAUGGCAUUGGUAUAGAUACGAGUUCACUGUUCUUAGGGGUGCCAUUCAUUGUCAUGGUUUAGCAAAACUUGAUAAUGAUCCAAAUCUUUGUGAAUUGGGAACUAAGGCUACUAAGGGAUAUUUGGCACAAAAGGAAAUGUGUACUGAGAAAUCAACUGAACAAAGAACAUUGCAAACUAUUGCUGUAGGAAAGGAUGCUGAGAGACAAAUUUGUGACUAUUUUGAUUAUUUAGUAAGUUGUUGUAACCCUGUAGAUGGCACACAAUGGGAAAAACCUGAUCUACACCCAUGUAGAAAGUCGUUUACAUUUGCAUUGCAGAAUGAUAUAGAUUUAGAUUAUAUAGACUUAGUUAAUUCAGUUCAAAAACAUACCAAGUGUAAUCCAGGAUACUGUUUGAGAGUAGAUAAUGAUGGGGAACAGAAAUGUAGAUUUGGUUAUCCUUUGGAGUUGAAUGAAGAAACCCAUAUUAAAUUUAAUGAGAUAACACGAAAGACGGGAAAAGAAGUCAGGCCUGAAAUUGUGGGAAAGCGAAAUGAUUCACGUGUCAAUCGUCAUCAACAAAUUCAGCUACAAGGCUGGCGAGCUAAUUGCGAUAUCCAGUUGAUAAUUGACCAUCAUGCUUGCAUUGAAUAUUUAGCAAAGUAUGCAUCAAAAAGUGAAAAGAUGUCAAGUGUGGCUAGAGAUGCUUUUGUCAAUGUCGUAAAUAAUCUAUCUAAAAUCUCAUCAUCCAGAUCUGUAAUCAGAAAAUUAAUGAUGAAAUGUGUUGGUGAAAGGGACAUGGGCAUACAAGAGGUUAUGCACCAAAUAUUAUCUCUAAAACUCUAUCGCAGCAGCUUCAAUGUAAUUACCAUCUCUUUGGAAAACAGUAGAAAAUGCUCAAUAACAAAUGAUGAGAUAAUAACUGAAAAAUCCUGUCUAGAAGUUUAUGGAAAUCGUGGGUCUUACUCAACUGCUGUCCAACAACUCAAUUUGAUAGACUUUUUUUCAAAAUAUGAUGUAAAAAAAGACAAACUACAACUACGUAAAGAACCUGUCAUUGUUAGAACAAUUCCUAAUUAUAGUCCCAAUCCUCAAGGAGUAAAUUAUGACAAGUACUGCAAAUUUCAGUUACUUAAAUACAGAACUUGGAGCAAUGUGCCAUCAAAUGCUUGGGAGAAUGAGGAGGAUUCACCUGCAACUUAUGUUUCUAAAUGGCAACAGUUUUUAGAAAGUGAUAUUGGUAAAACUGUCAUACCAAAUUGGCACCGGGAUUUGCAGAACGCUCAAAUUUACUUUAAUCUUGACCAGACUGAUUAUGCAGAACAUGUAAAUGAUGAAAAUCGUGAAGAACACUGUGAACAGUGGAUGUAUAUGGCACGUCUGACUGGUAUGGAUGCGACGCAUACUGCAACUGUAAAUCUUGACUGCCUUAAUGAAAUAGAAUCACAACGAUCGCUUUUUACAAGUUCUGAAAUAAACAGUUUACCGUUUUGGUUGGAUAAUGAGAAAAAAAAUCCAACAUCAACUGCGCAUACAAUUAAUAUUGAUCUUAACCUUCUUAAUGAAGAUCAAUUGCGUGCUUACAAUGUUGUGAAAGAUCACUUUUUGACCUCGACGUCAAAACAACCAUUACUAAUGAUAGUCACAGGACAGGGUGGCUCAGGUAAAAGUUUUGUAAUAAGUGCACUAAAACAAUUGCUUAAUAAUUCUUGUAUAGUGUCAGCUUUCUUUGGCAUAGCUGCGUAUAACAUUAACGGUGUGACACUUCACAGUCUAUUACGAUUACCAAUACGUGGAAAAAACAGUUGUGCUUUAAGAGGCCUCCAACUAGCACAGUUGCAAGAAAGAUUGCAAAACUUAAAGUACUUAAUUGUUGAUGAAUUCUCAGUUAUAGGUUUAAAAAUGUUAGGUUGGAUAGAUCGUCGUUUACGUCAGGCAAGUGGAAUUUUAGACACUACAUUUGGUGGUUACUCAGUAAUUUUGGUAGGAGAUAUAGCCCAAUUGCCACCUGUUUCAGAUAAACCGCUUUACCAUUCUCUCCCAGAAGAAUCAACAACAUUGAUGGGCUAUUGUGCGUACAGGAAAUUUGAAACUGUUGUGAAGCUUACUGUCAAUCAAAGAGUAAACAGCAAUGGUGAACAUCAGUUCCGAAACCUUCUCAUGCGAUUACGUGAUGGUGACAGUACCAUUGAAGAUUGGGAAUUAUUAUGCACUCGUGUUGUCAGUUUAUAUCCACAAGAAUAUGUGGAUUGCUUUACUACCAGACUUGCUUAUUCUAAUGAAAAAGUAGCCGAGUGGAAUUUCCAAAAGCUGAGAAAGUUAGAUGUACCAAUCUAUGUUAUUAAAGCUCUUAAUAACCCCCCAAAAGCUUCAAAGUUACCUGCAGAUGAAUUUGGAGGCUUGGAAUUGCUGCUACAUUUAGCUAUUGGCUGUUCUGUUAUGCUAACAAGAAAUCUGUGGACGGAAAUGGGUCUGUGCAAUGGAGCAACUGGAAAGAUAGUAAAUAUAAUAUACAAAGAUGGUCACCAACCUCCAGCCUUACCAAUUGCUGUUUUUGUUAAAUUUGAUUCUUAUAACGGACCAUCAUUUAAUAAUAUGCCAGGUAUUGUUCCAAUAGCACCAGUGAUAGCCAACUCCAACACAUAUGAUAACAUGGAAAGACAGCAACUACCUUUAAAACUUAGUUCAGCUAUUACAAUACAUAAAUCUCAAGGCUUAACACUGCCUAAAGCGAUAAUUGAUUUAGGUACCACUGAAAAAGUGGCUGGUUUAGCUUAUGUAGCACUGUCGAGAGUGAAACGCCUGUCCGAUCUUUUAAUAGAGCCUAUAUCUUAUGACAGGCUUUUGGCUGUUAAAAAUUCUAGCAAUUAUAAAUACCGUUGCAUUGAAGAAAACCGACUACAUCAGUUAAACAAAGUUACAAUAGUUAACUGUUAAAGUUUUGUGAAAUUAUUAAAUUUUGGUUAAUGUUUGCGAAUUGUAACAUUUCUUGUCUUAUUAUUGC